AUGACUGCGAAAGCAGAGCUAUCAAGCUGGACUGAGUACCCAGAGGAUUUCACCCUGCAGCGCAACCUGACCCAGAUCAACUCCAAGACAUGGAUUUCUUCUAAAUCUCUCCAUGCGUUCUCCAGGAGGGACGCGCACGGAGCUGUAGACGCAAGCCUCUCACUGGACAAACUUGCGCCAAUGAGUAAACUUCCUGACUGCGUGUCCGCUACAUGCAUCACAGAGGCAGAUUCUGACAAGGCAGCAGAGGGAGGCAAGGUGAGCCACUUUGGACCCCAGAAACACAGGCGCGUCGCAGCCAACGCCAGGGAGAGGAGGAGGAUGCACGGCCUGAACAAAGCGUUUGACGAGCUGAGGAGCGUCAUCCCCAACAUGGAAAACGAGAGAAAGUUGUCCAAGUAUGACACCCUUCAAAUGGCGCAGAUUUACAUCACAGAGCUGUCGGAGCUCCUGACCGGUGUGGUGCACCCGGAGUGCAGGAGUCCCCGUCCAGGCUCAGCGGAGAAGACCGCCAGAAGGAAUCUGAUUCACUCUCUCCCGAACCCGCUGGCCGGAGAACAGCGGGAGCCGUGUGCCCCCGUUGGCCACCUUAUAAUACUUGGCUCUACAUCUGACUUGGGGUCAAAUAACUCAACGACUUCUGACGGGGAAUCUUCGCACCUCAGUGACAUGGAGGAAAGUCAGAAUGGAAGACGCUAA
Messenger RNA from Micropterus dolomieu (smallmouth bass), 699 nucleotides. It is a transcript of the gene atoh1b, whose product is annotated as atonal bHLH transcription factor 1b. NCBI's taxonomy places the organism in Eukaryota, Metazoa, Chordata, Actinopteri, Centrarchiformes, Centrarchidae. The record is from RefSeq and is a predicted model, not a curated record. Gene Ontology annotation, molecular function: protein dimerization activity. The coding region runs from base 1 to 699 and encodes 232 amino acids. The transcript has a single exon.